Rhineura floridana is the source of this 3007-nucleotide messenger RNA. Its product is annotated as FAS-associated death domain protein-like. The record is from RefSeq and is a predicted model, not a curated record. The transcript is spliced from 3 exons. Gene Ontology annotation, molecular function: protein binding. NCBI's taxonomy places the organism in Eukaryota, Metazoa, Chordata, Lepidosauria, Squamata, Rhineuridae. Gene Ontology annotation, biological process: regulation of apoptotic process; signal transduction. Bases 138 to 710 code for a protein of 190 amino acids.
GCGCUCUGCAAUUCUCUCCCGGGAUCUGAUUUCCGGAGAGAGGCUUUUCAAACGAGUCCCCAAGCAAAGGGACCUCCCUGCUGAUCGUAUUAAGGCCUCCUUCCACAGCAAAGUUUAAGCCAGGAAAUAUCCCAGUAAUGGAUCCGUUUUUGGAUCUGCUGAAUUCCAUUUCGAGGAGCAUUUCUCCAGAGGAGCUUUCCAAUGUCAAAUUUCUUUGCCGGGAUCACAUUGGUAAAAGAAAGCUCCAGGCUGUGAAAAGCGGCAAUGAGCUCUUCGGCAUUCUCCUGGAACAGGAAAUAAUUACACAGAACAAAGUAGAAUUCUUAAAGUACAUGCUCAAAAGCCUGAAAAGAGAAGAUCUACUAACUUUGGUCGGCCGGUUUGAGGAAGGUGCAAGUGGUGAUCGGGAUAAUCAGCUGGAUAGUCAAGAAAAACGUAAGCUGGACAGAGCUUUUGAAAUUGUAUGUGAAAAUGUUGGAAAAAACUGGAGAAUGCUGGUUCGAAAACUUGGCAUUUCAGAAGCCAAAAUAGAUAGAAUCAUAACUGCCAAUCCAUGCAACUUGCAUGAACAACUGAUGCAAUCACUUCUAGAGUGGCGGAAAUCAAAAGGGAAGGAAGCAAAGGCCGACGAUGUAAUAAAAGCCCUCAGGGACUGUCAUAUGAACCUAGCGGCAGACUAUGUUGAAGAAGGUUUGCAACUGGAAAUUUGAAACUCAGUAAAAUCAGUGGAAACAGAUUGUUACUAUGACAUUAAAUUGAACAUUCGCAUAAAAAAUUAGCUGUCAUGGAAAUGUGGUGCCUUUGGCUGCAACAGACAAACUUGAAGAACUGCACUUGCACUUAAACUUGCUUAUAAACUUGCUUGGUUCUUUAAGUUCAGUGGAAUUCAAGGCUUAAGUGACUUCUUGCUCAGUGCUUUGCUUGAAGACUGAUUUAUGAGGCAAUCAGAGAGUGCCAGCAAGCUGGGGGUCAGCUUAUGCUAUCAUAAUGUAGUCAGAAAGCUGAAGAAAAAGCACAGGCCCUCCAAAACACACAACUAACACACAGCUGCUCCCCCAACCUCCAGAGCAGGGGUGGUGAAACCUCCGUCUCCCACUCCCAGAAGGCCAACUUUAACAGGUGUGCAUCAGUCACCUGAUGUCAUAGUGAUGGCAGAUGAUAACACCUGUCAAAGUUCAAAGGACGUUGCUGGAACCACCAAUGUGCCGUUCAAUGAUUAUAGCAACCUUCUUUGAAGAUGAGCUUUUAGUGCCUAUUAAUUGAAUUCCAGAGCAAUAUCACAAACUCUUGCCAAUCAGGGAGCAGCUUGCCCUCACCGCUCCCACAUCAGUGUGGCAUGUAAGGAGCCAAGCUAUGCACAGCAAUAGGAAAACGCACCUAUGACAUCACCUUAUCCCACCACAUACAACCUGUGAGACACAAAGAUACUGUGGAGCUCAUAUUAUGUAGAUCACCUAGGCCUCUUGUAUAAGAGAUGCUAGGUUGAACCCUGGAUGUGACCUCUCACUAGACACAGCUGAGAGCAGUCCAAACAGGCACUCUUAAAAGAAUACGGUGGCAACCAAUCAGAAAGUACUGCAUGGGCUGACAGCCCAGUCAAUUAUCUUCCUGUCACAUGAUCCAGGUUCCUUUUCCACCAGCCACUCCAUUUUCCAUCAACCAUUUCCCCUCCCCAACUCAUUUGCUUCAUUAUCCAUGCUUAUGGGUUAUUACCCUAGCAAACCUUAUUACCCCUCCACCUCUUUCCCCAUGCCAUGGCAUUCACCACAGUUUUAGUGACCAGGCCACCCCUGAGUGUCCCAUCCCUUUACCCUAGUUCAGGGGUAGCCAAUGUAGUAACUACCUGAUGUUGGAUUUCAAUUCCAAUUGGGUGCUGCCUGCCCUGGGCCCCCAGCAUCAUACUCUCCAACACCUCCUCCUGAUACAGGCAUCAUAGGGCUUAAAUAGGCCUGCCUGCCCCACCUACUUCCUGUGUCAGCAUGUAUGCCCUGUGUGAUGCAAAUGUCUACCAUCAUCCAAGAAGUCAACCCCUUAGGGAUGCCCACGCUGCCUUCUUGGGUGAUGGCAGGCAUGCCCGCACAGUGUGUAAGGCAUGCACACUGACAUGCUGACAUGCCAAAUAGAUGGGGUUGCAGGGCUUAUUUAAGCCUGCGAUGCCUGUAGUGUGUGUGCUGCCUGGAAGCACCCUGCAAUCCAUGGCAGCGUUAGGUCACCGGGUCCUGCAACCCAAUACUAGCGUGUAGUGGGAGCUCCACUCUCCCAUCCUAAGGAGGGGUCCUCGGCCAGGCCCUUACCUGGCACUGGGCCUGUCAGGGAUAAUGUGAAUUGUAGUCCAACAACAUCUGGAGGGCCACAGGUUCCACAUCUGUGCCAUAGUAUCUCCUGCUCUUGUCCCAGUGUGCCACAAACCCUUAUUGCCUGUGCCAUUUGUUGCAUCUGCCACAGCUUCGCUACCCAGGUGACCUUAUAAUUUUUUGUGGGUAGGGGUGAUUGCUUCCAUUAACAGAGUUCCACUAUAUUACACUUGCUGUUUCUGUAUACAUUGAAAAACAGGUAGUUAAUAGGACUGUUCAGGGUUUGGGGUGGACCACACAUGCAGUAACAUAAAGGGGACCACAUGUGCUAGCCUCGCCACCAAUGUUGAUUUGCUCUCAGCCAUGCCCGUCUUGCAGCCACAGAUAUAGGGUGGUAUUCAAUGCUAAUCCUGCUCAGAAUAGACCCACUGAAAAUAGACAUAGAAUAGUAUAGUUGGAAGGGGCCUAUAAGGCCAUCGAGUUCAACCCCCUGCUCCAUGGAGGAAUCCUUAAAGCACAUCCAACAGAUAAGGAUAAAUAUGUUCUAGUCUUGAAGGUGUGGAUUGGGAGACAGUUCAUUUUGGAAUUCAUAGAAACUGAAUGAAGCAAGCAUCCCUGAAUCCAGCCAAGAAAUUCUUAGGUUCUUCAAUGUUCAUCAUACAUGUUUGAGAACAGUCUAACCAUUGAAUAAUAAAGUUCCAUUUGGCCCAUUA